Molecule: messenger RNA, 4076 nt
Organism: Fukomys damarensis (Damara mole-rat)
Lineage: Eukaryota; Metazoa; Chordata; Mammalia; Rodentia; Bathyergidae
Gene: Dll4
Product: delta like canonical Notch ligand 4
Exons: 15
Coding region: 1-3000 (999 amino acids)
Biological process (GO): axon guidance; cell communication; multicellular organism development
Cellular component (GO): membrane
Molecular function (GO): calcium ion binding
Source: RefSeq, a predicted model, not a curated record
AUGAAUUCCAGCUCACUGAAGCCACAGGGCCCCGCCGCCCACGGCGUUGCAGAGCGAGAUCCCCGGCACCCCAGAGACUGGGCGAAGCCGGCCCUCCCCAGUCCGCGGCCUCCAGGGAUCGUGCUGGGUUCUGGGAAAGCAGCUGCGCCCCGGCGCGAGGAGCUAGGAGGCCACCCGGAGAGCGCGCGGGCGAGACUUGAGGCCGACCGAAACUUAACUCCUGCGCCUGCAGUUCCAGCCCUCAGCCACCCUAGGAGAGGCCUGGAGCUGCCGGGCCUCAGCCCCCACCCGCACUCUCCAGUGGCCCGUAGCAAUUCUGGAGUCAGGAGAGUUCCUCCCUGCCCCAGCGAAGCGACAGGACGCGGGCGGGGAGUUAGGGGUGACGGCUCGCGAGGGUGGGCAGUGGGGGCGAGGGAGCUGAAGCGGGACCAGCUGAAGACGCGCCCUCGCCUACCUCGGGGACCACGCUCCGCCUCCCCCACCUCGGGGACUAGCGAGUCCUGGCGCUGGCACGAGCCGAGCCAGGCGGGGGUCUGGGCGGGAGGAGCUGGCACGCGCUGGGCACGCCCCGCAGGCGAGAGGGAGACGCCCACCAGGUGCUGGAAGCGAGACCAGAGGCGGCACGCUCUGCCGGGUUCCCUGCUCAGAGCGGCCGGAGCAGAGGGUAACGAGCUGUUCCCUGGCUUCCGCGCUGCGCUAGGGACGCUUGGUUUCAGUAGCGGCGCUGCGCGCAGGCCAGAAACACGAGGCAGACAGCCGCAGCCCGAGCUCUUCGCUGCCGCGCACCCGGCCGUAGCCGGCGCAGCCCCCGUAUUAGCCCGAGAACACGUUUUAGCGCGGCCGCCGCCCUGUGGCCCUCACCUGGAUUACCUACGAGGCAGCUGCCGCGGAGCUAGCGCGGAGGCGGCUGGGGAGGAGCGUUCUAAGAGCAGCCGGCUUUUCAGGGAUCCCACUGGCAGGCAGACGCGCGGGAAAGCAGCAUCCCUGACAGAAGCAGAUUCAGGGCCCCGCGCAGCCGGCUCUGGCGUCUUCCAGCUGCAGCUGCAGGAGUUCGCCAACGAGCGCGGCGUUUUGGCCAGUGGGAGGCCGUGCGAGCCCGGCUGCCGGACUUUCUUCCGCGUCUGCCUAAAGCACUUCCAGGCAGUCGUUUCGCCCGGGCCCUGUACCUUCGGCAGUGUCUCCACGCCGAUAUUGGGCACCAACUCCUUCGCCAUCGAGGAGGACAGUAGUGGCGGGGGCCGAAACCCUCUUCAACUGCCCUUCAAUUUUACCUGGCCGGGCACCUUCUCCCUCAUCAUUGAAGCUUGGCACGCUCCAGGAGACGACCUGCGGCCAGAGGCCUUGCCACCAGAUGCCCUCAUCAGCAAGAUCGCCAUCCAGGGCUCCCUACCUGUGGGUCAGAACUGGUUACCAGAUGAGCAAACCAGCACCCUCACGAGGCUGCGCUACUCCUACCGGGUCAUCUGCAGUGACAACUACUAUGGGGACAGUUGCUCGCGCCUGUGCAAGAAACGCAAUGACCACUUCGGCCACUAUGUGUGCCAGCCGGACGGCAGCCUGUCCUGCCUGCCUGGAUGGACUGGGGAGUACUGCGAACAGCCUAUCUGUCUUUCUGGCUGUCACGAGCAGAACGGAUACUGCAGCAAGCCAGCAGAGUGCCUCUGCCGCCCAGGUUGGCAGGGUCGCCUAUGCAACGAAUGUAUUCCCCACAAUGGCUGUCGCCACGGCACCUGCAGCACCCCCUGGCAGUGUACGUGCCAUGAGGGCUGGGGAGGCCUGUUCUGUGAUCAAGAUCUCAACUACUGUACUCACCACUCCCCAUGCAAGAACGGGGCCACGUGCUCCAACAGUGGGCAGCGGAGCUACACCUGUACCUGUCGACCAGGCUACACCGGCAUCGACUGUGAGCUGGAGCUCAGCAAGUGUGACAGCAACCCGUGUCGCAAUGGGGGCAGCUGUAAGGACCAGGAGGAUGGCUACCACUGCUCAUGCCCCCCGGGCUACUAUGGCCUGCACUGUGAGCAUAGCACAUUGACCUGUUCUGACUCCCCCUGCUUUAAUGGGGGCUCCUGCCGGGAGCGCAACCAGGGGGCCAGCUAUGCCUGUGAAUGCCCUCCCAACUUCACUGGCUCAAACUGCGAGAAGAAAGUGGACAGGUGUACCAGCAACCCCUGUGCCAAUGGGGGCCAGUGUCUGAACAGAGGUACAAGCCGCAUAUGCCGCUGCCGUCCCGGAUUCACAGGCCCCCACUGUGAACACCCCAUCAGCGACUGCACCCGCCAGCCUUGUGCUCAUGGUGGCACUUGCCAUGGCCUGGAGAAUGGGAUCGUGUGCACCUGCCCUGUGGGCUUCUCUGGCAUGCGCUGCGAGGUGCGGACACCCAGCGAUGCCUGUGCCUCUGGGCCCUGCUUCAACGGGGCCACCUGCUACACUGGCCUCUCCCCCGACAACUUCGUGUGCAACUGCCCCUACGGCUUUGUGGGCAGCCGCUGCGAGUUCCCUGUGGGCCUGCCGCCCAGCUUCCCCUGGGUGGCUGUGUCCCUGGGCGUGGGGCUGGUGGUGGUGCUGGUGCUGCUGGGCAUGGUGGCAGUGGCUGUGCGCCAGUUGCGGCUUCGGCGGCCAGACGAUGGCAGGAGGGAGGCCAUGAACAACUUGUCGGACUUCCAGAAGGAUAACCUGAUCCCUGCCGCCCAGCUCAAGAAUACAAACCAGAAGAAGGAGCUGGAGGUGGAUUGUGAUCUGGACAAGUCCAACUGUGGCAAACAGCAGAACCACACACUGGACUAUAAUCUGGCCCCCGGCCCCCUGGGGCAAGGGACCAUGCCUGGGAAGUAUCCCCACAGCGACAAGAGCUUAGGGGAAAAGGUGCCACUGAGGUUACACAGUGAAAAGCCAGAGUGUCGAAUAUCAGCGAUAUGCUCCCCCAGGGAGUCCAUGUACCAGUCUGUGUGUUUGAUAUCAGAAGAGAGGAAUGAAUGUGUCAUUGCCACGGAGGUAUAAGGCCCAUGCCGGCCCAGGACACCCCAGCUUUGGCCCAGCGGCUGGACCUUCCUUCUGCACUGUUUACAUUGCAUCCUGGAUGGGACGUCUCUCGCACUGUGCUGCUCUCAGGAGGAGGAGGGGAUGGCAGGAACUGGAUGGACUGUGAACUUGCCAAGACACGCAUAACCCCUGUGUACCUCCGGGUGUCUGCUGGCAUUACAUGGCAGCUGUGCCAGCCAGGGGAGAAGAACAGAGAGGAGAGGUGCCACUUCGAUCUGCCCUGCCAGCAGUGGCCUUUGGAGGCACCUUCUGGGGCUCUGGCCUGUUUUCCAGGGAGAGUAGCAGUGGCUUCAUGAGGCUUGGAGCUGCUGUGGCCUCCACUGGCAUCUAUGUUUCCAAAAGUGCCUUUGUCCCAGGCUCCAUAGUGACAGCUGGGCCCAAAUCAGAAAGAAGAGGAGACCAGUAAGGGCAGGGCCUCCUGUGGGCAGGAAAGCCCCUGGGUGCGGCUCUUGGCAGGGAUUGGCCUGCAGGUGAGGCGGGCAUUCCAUGGGGCAAGGAGUACUUUGGGCCCUUUGUCCCCAACCACUGCACGUGGGCUUUGCUCAGAAGUCUACCCAGCCCCUCCCUGGCCUGUGCAUUUGGAAUAAUCUUGGUUCCACCACCUUCUGGCCUUGGGUGCUCUGGGCUCCACAAGCAGAUGGAUGUAAGGCCUGCCCUUCUCCAGCCAGCGGGUGCCUGGCCUGAGGAGCUCAGGGCAGUUCUGUUGGGGAUUCCAAUGAGGGAGGAAGCAGGCCUGCUGCCACCGGGGCCUUCCCUCCCGCAAACCCAUUCCUGCGACUUCGAGCCUGGGCUCGGCCCAUGCCCACCACUGCCCCCAGAAGCCGAUCUUCAGAAAUCAAUAAUAUGAGUUUUUAUUUUGUUUGUUUUUUUAGUUUAUUUUGGAAUCUAGUAUUUCAAUAAUUUAAGAAUCAGAAGCACUGGCCUUUCUACAUUUUAUAACAUUAUUUUGUAUAUAAUGUGUAUUUAUAAUAUGGAACAUGUGUACAGGAGUUUACUUCUUGGGUCCUGUCUUUGUGAUAGCAGAGUGGGAAUCC